UAUUUUCUAUAAAUAAAGCAGGAACACUUCAUGAAGUGCCACCAUGUCUAUGUGUGUGUAUAAAAGCGCAGAGAAAUUUCUCCAUAAGGCUGGAAAUAGUAAAUAUGUACACUGGAUUGGCUCAUAUGUGCAGCCUCAGAGUGCCUAUGUAUGUGUGUCUCGGGGCAAAGCAGCCCCGCCCCCAGCUCUGAUUGGCCAGGUCGAAGCCAUUUAUUCGCUGACAGUCCCGUCACAUGAAUGGUUGUCUAUUAACUUGUUCAAAAACUAUCUGGAGUUGUCAAGGCUCAGGCGGACGGAGGCGAAAAAGUGCAGUUUGUUGAUGCUUUUUUCCGGGAGAAGCGACGGGAGAAGUUUUGUGGACACAACAUAGCAGGGACCUAUUGGGAGAAGGCUCUUUGUCACACUCACACUCACUGUGACACACACUCAGAGAGAGGCAGAGAGAGAGAGAGAGAGAGAGAGGGGGAGAGAGAGUGUGUGGAGACGCGGCUUGGUGCUGGUUGUUUUUGUCCAGAGAAAAAGUUGCAGAGAAAUAUCGACAGGUAACUUUUUCGCAGCAGCCUCGCGGUCCUCCUCACUGUCCUGCCCUUCUGCGGCGCGUGGAGUUUGUCUCUUUGCUUUUUUCCUCUGCUCGGGAGCUCCCUCCAAAAAAAGCUGUUCCUGAUGUAUAACAUGAUGGAGACUGAACUGAAGCCCCCAGCCCCCCAGACCAACACGGGGGGCUCGGGCAACAACAACUCGUCCGGCACCGGCGCCAACCAGAAGAACAGCCCAGAGCGGGUCAAGAGACCCAUGAACGCGUUCAUGGUGUGGUCCCGGGGCCAGAGGAGGAAGAUGGCGCAAGAAAACCCCAAAAUGCACAACUCGGAGAUAAGCAAGAGGCUGGGCGCAGAGUGGAAACUUCUGUCAGAGAGCGAGAAGAGACCUUUCAUCGACGAAGCCAAGAGGCUGCGGGCCCUGCACAUGAAGGAGCAUCCGGAUUACAAAUACCGGCCCCGGCGGAAAACCAAGACCCUCAUGAAGAAGGACAAAUACACCUUACCCGGCGGGCUGCUCACUCCCGGAGGUAACGGGAUGGGAGGUGGGGUCGGUGUGGGAGUCGGGGCCGGGCUGGGCGGUGGAGUGAACCAGAGGAUGGACAGCUACGCGGCGCACAUGAACGGCUGGACCAACGGAGGCUACGGGAUGAUGCAGGACCAGCUGAGCUACCAGCACCCGGGACUGAACGCACACAACCCGGGCCAGAUGCAGUCCAUGCACCGCUAUGACAUGAGCGCCCUGCAGUACAACACCAUGACCAGCUCCCAGAGCUACAUGAACGGCUCCCCGACCUACUCCAUGUCCUACUCCCAGCAAACCACGCCGGGGAUGACCGCGCUGGGCACCAUGGGACCCUCCUCGGUGGUCAAGUCCGAGUCCAGCAGCUCCAGCCCGCCCGUCGUCACCUCGUCGUCCCACCGGGCCGCCCCGGGCUGCCAAAGCGGGGAUCUGAGGGACAUGAUCAGCAUGUACCUGCCCGGGGCGGAGGUCAGCGAGCAGAGCGCCCAGACCCGGCUACACAUGUCCGGGCACUACCAGAGCACCGUGCCCGGGACGACGAUCAACGGCACGCUGCCGUUAACACACAUGUAAGAGAGCACGAGACAGAAGAGAACUUUUAUAAGAGAAACUGUGGACUAUUAACGUUGGACUAUUUUUGUACAGAAAAAUCUCGGGGUGGGAAAAAGUUGUAUAGAAGUCUCCAGGAAAAAGGACUCACGACUCUUUUAUUCUUUCAUUUUAUUCUACGGAAGCUCUAGAGGAACAUAGGAGAUCCCCUCUUCACUGGUGGAUGAAGUUUGGAAGACUAGAAAGAAAGUGGGAGUCGCAAUCAAAUGUUUUAUUAUUGCAAUCACCUUUUGUACAGUAUUUAUCAAAGACACAUUACAAUCAGAUGAAAUUGUUUGUUCAACUGCAAGAGGUUGCAUUUUCUUUUCUUUUUUUAUAUAUAUAAAAAAGCAACGCCAGUUCUGCAGAAAAUAUUAAAAGUGAAAAUAGAACUGCAAUUUAUGGGAGCGAUCAGUUAUGCUCCAAACAUUGGAAAGAAAAGGGACAUAAAACCAAGCAGGUAAUACUGUUUUUUAUCAUUUAAGGUUACUUAACAUUUAAUUUCUUCUAAAAAUAAAAGAUAAGACACUUUGUUUCUCUCAUACAGCUUAAACUAUAGGUUGUUAAUUUAUAUUUCCGUCUCCCACUUUUCAUCUGUUAGAGGUAUGACGCUUGUGCUCUUUAUUUUCUAAUUGAUUUGUACAAUUUCUGUAUAUUUACUGUGAUAUUUUAAGUUUUUAUUUCCAAACAUUCAUUCCCGUAGUUGUAUUUUAAAAAUUGUGGCCUGUACGCAGAAGCCAACCACUCCAUGUAAAUAUCUACCGGAACUAAU
Molecule: messenger RNA, 2419 nt
Organism: Cheilinus undulatus (humphead wrasse)
Lineage: Eukaryota; Metazoa; Chordata; Actinopteri; Labriformes; Labridae
Gene: sox2
Product: SRY-box transcription factor 2
Exons: 1
Coding region: 664-1632 (322 amino acids)
Biological process (GO): regulation of DNA-templated transcription; cell differentiation; anatomical structure morphogenesis
Molecular function (GO): RNA polymerase II cis-regulatory region sequence-specific DNA binding; DNA-binding transcription factor activity, RNA polymerase II-specific
Source: RefSeq, a predicted model, not a curated record